Mus caroli (Ryukyu mouse) is the source of this 1613-nucleotide messenger RNA. RefSeq names its product sialic acid-binding Ig-like lectin 12. Gene Ontology annotation, cellular component: plasma membrane. The record is from RefSeq and is a predicted model, not a curated record. NCBI's taxonomy places the organism in Eukaryota, Metazoa, Chordata, Mammalia, Rodentia, Muridae. Gene Ontology annotation, molecular function: sialic acid binding. Gene Ontology annotation, biological process: cell adhesion.
GCUGGACAUGCUGCUGUUGCUGCUGCUGCUCUGGGGGAUAAAGGGUGUGGAGGGUCAGAACCCCAGGAAGGCUUUCACCCUGAAUGUGGAAAGGAAGGUGGUGGUGCAGGAGGGCCUGUGUGUCCUUGUGCCCUGUAACUUUUCCUAUCUCAAGAGGUCAACUGACUGGACUGACUCAGACCCGGUUCAUGGAUUCUGGUUCAGGGAAGGACCCAACAGACGCAGCGAUUCCAUCGUGGCCACAAAUAACAUAUGGAGUAAAGUAGUGAAGGAAAUCCAGGAUCGAUUCUUCCUGCUCGGAGACCCUCGGAGGAAUGACUGCUCCCUGAGCAUCAGAGAGGUCAGAAAGAAGGAUGCGGGGUUAUACUUCUUUCGCCUGGAGCAUGGAAAAACAAAGUAUAAUUACAUUUGGGACAAGAUGACUCUGGAUGUAACAGCCCUCACUAACACCCCCCAAAUUCUUCUCCCGGAGACGCUUGAAGCUGGCCAUCCCAGCAACCUGACCUGCUCUGUGCCUUGGGGCUGUGGGUGGACGGCACCCCCCAUCUUCUCCUGGACUGGUACCUCUGUGUCAUUUUUGAGCGCCAACACUACGGGCUCCUCAGUGCUAACCAUCACCCCCCAGCCUCAGGACCAUGGCACCAACCUCACUUGUCAGGUGACCCUGCCUGGAACUGAUGUGUCCACAAGAAUGACCAUCCGUCUCAACGUGUCAUAUGCUCCAAAGAAUCUGACUGUGACCAUCUAUCAAGGAGCUGACUCAGUUUCCACAAUCCUGAAGAAUGGCUCAUCUCUUCCUAUCUCUGAGGGCCAGUCACUGCGUCUCAUCUGCAGCACCGACAGCUAUCCCCCUGCGAACCUAAGCUGGUCCUGGGAUAAUCUGACCCUGUGCCCAUCAAAGUUGUCCAAGCCCGGGCUCCUGGAGCUGUUUCCAGUGCAUCUUAAGCACGGAGGAGUGUACACCUGCCAAGCUCAACAUGCCCUGGGCUCCCAACACAUUUCCCUGAGCCUGUCUCCACAGAGCAGUGCAACUUUAUCCGAAAUGAUGAUGGGGACCUUUGUGGGUUCAGGAGUCACAGCCCUCCUUUUCCUAUCUGUCUGCAUCCUCCUCCUGGUAGUAAGAUCCUACAGGAGGAAACCAGCCAGGCCAACUGUGGUAGCUCCGCACCCAAAUGCCCUCAAGGUCUCAGUUUCUCAGAAUCCUCUGGUUGAAUCCCAGGCAGAUGACAGCUCUGAGCCCCUGCCUCCCAUACUUGAGGCGGCCCCCUCCUCCACAGAGGAAGAGAUACAUUAUGCGACCCUCAGCUUUCACGAGAUGAAGCCCAUGAACCUGUGGGGGCAGCAGGACACUACCACGGAGUACUCAGAGAUAAAGGUUCCGCAAAGGACCGCAUGACCAUGACCAUGGCUGGAGAAAGCAUGGUGGCCCCAGGAGGCUGGCUCUGGAGAAGGAAAGAGUCACCUAGGUUGACAUGUGAUGCACAGGGCUUCAGAGCCAUUCCUUCCGUGACACAGGCGUUCUGUGCUGCCCAUGCCCCUAUGCUGCCCUGUCCACACAACUGCUAUCGUGCCCUGGGAAUCAUAAGCUUGACGUUUUUACUCCUCUCUCCCCU